Molecule: messenger RNA, 471 nt
Organism: Rotaria sordida
Lineage: Eukaryota; Metazoa; Rotifera; Eurotatoria; Philodinida; Philodinidae
Source: the annotation of a GenBank genome assembly
AUGGAUGACAAUACUGAUACAUGGCCUUUUAUACAAUCAUCAACAACAAUAACAAAUUCAUCAAUAAGAUCUUCUUCAAUACCAUCAGCAUCAGCAUCAUCAUCAUCAGUACCACCACCAACGGUACGUGAACGAAAUCGAAUGCAUGCAUUAAAUGAAGCAUUUGAUGAAUUACGUCGUGUUGUACCAAAAGCUAAUUUACAUGAUCAUCAACGUUUAUCAAAAAUAGCUACACUUCGUCUUGCUAUUCAUUAUAUAAGUUGUCUUACACAAAUUCUUGAUGGAAAUGGAACAAAAAAACAUUUUCCACAUCAACUUCUAUCACCAACAAGAUCAUCAUCAUCACCACCACCACCAUUGUCAUAUAUGCAACAAGAUUCAUUCAUUAUGUCAAGACGACGAGGACAACGUUUACGUCGACGAACACGACAAACGACACAUGAUGAACAAAUAUUUGAUGAAGUUGAAUAA